This is a messenger RNA of Erigeron canadensis, 832 nucleotides long. RefSeq lists its product as uncharacterized. The transcript has 2 exons. Lineage: Eukaryota; Viridiplantae; Streptophyta; Magnoliopsida; Asterales; Asteraceae. Bases 51 to 470 code for a protein of 139 amino acids. The record is from RefSeq and is a predicted model, not a curated record.
GUUGCUCGAUGCAUGUAUGCUUCUGAAAAGGUUAUUUUGAUAAGAUCCAAAUGAAGAAGGCAGGUGUGCUAACUUUAGGCGACGGGUCUACAUGCAAUGUCAAAGGUAUCGGCACUGUAAAAAUCAAAAUGUUUAAUGGAGCCAUUUAUACUCUAGUUGGGGUGGCAUAUGUCCCCAAGAUGUGUAAGAAUCUAGUUUCAUUAAGCCUGUUGGAUUCUCAAGGAUACGGGUAUUCAGCCCGAGGUGGAGUUCUGAAAAUCACACGUGGCUACAAGGUCCUGAUGAAGGGAGAGAAGUAUGAUGGUUUGUAUCGUCUAGUGGGGAGUACAAUAUGUACUCGAAUCUCGAAGGUUUGGAAAGUGUACACACAAGAAACGGAUCAGAAACAAUUAAUGAGAUGUUUGACUCAUGUAGACAAUGGUGAAAAGGAAAAUCCUACUAAGGGAGAGGUGGAGUCAGGACCAAGGUAAUUCGAGGUGUGCAGCGGUGAUAGUUAAGGCCAAUGGUGGGAGUAGUAUUUCAAAUAGUAAAGACGUGGAAUGUUCGUCAAGGUGGAGAUUUGUUGGACAGUGGCAUAGCCCACAAUGUUGAAUCAAUUCCAAUUUCCUUAUUUCACACAUGAAUGAUUAGUUUGAUACUAUUGGAGGCUACCACAUGCAUGCAUGGAAAAUAAAGUCCAAAAUAGGGAUAGCUAUUUUUUCUACCAGGCAAUAGUGUUCUAAGUUCAAAACAUGUUAUGCAUGGGAUUUUGGAAAGCAAAAUUCAACUUGCAUAUGUACAUUGGUGGGUUACUUUUCAGUCUAUAAAAGGAACUAAGUUAAGCUGCAUGAAA